AGACCUUUAGAGAAGCCAAAGAAAAUGGAAUCGAAGCAUGCCUAUCCCGUGCCUCCUCCCAGCUAUAGCGAAUUCGGUGGCAAUCCAAUUCUAAGGCCAGCUCCAGAAACACAUUUCAUGACGACAGCCCCAGUUGCGUCGGGUACUUCAGUACCGAAUGUCCUGGGCAGCGCACCCUGUAUGGCCACCUGCCCCACGUGCCACAGUCGUCAGCUAACCGCGGUCACAUUCGAGCCCAACUCCAAGACGCAUUUGGUUGCGCUGCUCCUGUGUUUGCUGGGCUGCAUCUGCUGCUGCUGUAUACCCUACUGUGCAGAGUCCUGCCAGACAGCCGUGCACAAAUGCGGUCGUUGUGGCGCCUACAUCGGCUCCUAUCAGAAUUGAGAUCGUUUUCAAGGCUUCGAUUUCAUCACAAGCUCACAAUAUACAUAUAUAUACACUGUAUACACAGAUAUACAUAUACUAUAUGCAUAUAAGUUUGCAGAGCAAAGCACUACGGUUUUUCCCCUCAGGGAGAAAUUUGUUC
This is a messenger RNA of Drosophila novamexicana, 526 nucleotides long. RefSeq names its product lipopolysaccharide-induced tumor necrosis factor-alpha factor homolog. Gene Ontology annotation, molecular function: zinc ion binding. NCBI's taxonomy places the organism in Eukaryota, Metazoa, Arthropoda, Insecta, Diptera, Drosophilidae. The coding region runs from base 25 to 384 and encodes 119 amino acids. The transcript is spliced from 3 exons. The record is from RefSeq and is a predicted model, not a curated record.